This is a messenger RNA of Herpailurus yagouaroundi (jaguarundi), 1671 nucleotides long. RefSeq names its product zinc finger protein 746 (gene ZNF746). NCBI's taxonomy places the organism in Eukaryota, Metazoa, Chordata, Mammalia, Carnivora, Felidae. Gene Ontology annotation, biological process: regulation of DNA-templated transcription. The record is from RefSeq and is a predicted model, not a curated record. The transcript is spliced from 8 exons. The annotation marks the transcript as partial.
AGCUCGAAGGGAGAGCGGCCCUGUAGCCGCGGUCACCCGGCCGGCCGGGCUGGUCCCUGGAGCCGGAGUUUCCUUUUAGUGAGCGAGUCCCUCGGGAUUUCUCCGUGGACAAUGGCAGCCACAAUUCAGGCCAUGGAGAGGAAGAUCGAGUCGCAGGCUGCCCGCCUGCUGUCCCUCGAAGGUCGAACUGGGAUGGCCGAGAAGAAGCUGGCGGACUGCGAGAAGACGGCCGUGGAGUUCGGGAACCAGCUGGAGGGCAAGUGGGCCGUGCUGGGGACCCUGCUGCAGGAGUACGGGCUGCUGCAGAGGCGGCUGGAGAACAUGGAGAACCUGCUGAGAAACAGGAACUUCUGGAUCCUGCGGCUGCCCCCGGGCAGCAAGGGGGAGGCCCCCAAGGUGCCCGUGACCUUUGAUGACGUGGCCGUGUAUUUCUCUGAGCAGGAGUGGGGCAAGCUGGACGAGUGGCAGAAGGAGCUCUACAAGCACGUGAUGCGGGGCAACUACGAGACGCUGGUGUCCCUGGACUACGCCAUCUCCAAGCCUGAGGUCCUCUCCCAGACCGAACAGGGGAAGGAGCCGUGCAGCUGGCGUCGCACCGCCCCGAAGGUUCCAGAUGUUCCUGUGGACCCGAGUCCAGGCUCGGGGCCCCCGGUUCCUGCCCCUGACCUCUUAAUGCAGAUCAAGCAGGAGGGCGAGCUCCAGCUCCAGGAGCAGCAGGCUCUGGGGGUAGAGGCCUGGGCAGCCGGACAGCCGGAUAUCGGGGAGGAGCCGUGGGGCCUCAGCCAGCUGGACUCCGGAGCAGGAGACGUCUCUACAGAUGCCGCCUCUGGCGUCCACUCCAACUUUUCCACCACGAUCCCACCCACUUCCUGGCAGGCGGACCUCCCUCCCCAUCACCCUUCUUCAGCAUGCUCGGACGGGACACUGAAGCUCAACACAGCAGCCUCCACGGAAGCAGAUGUCAAAAUUGUGAUAAAAACAGAAGUCCAGGAAGAGGAGGUGGUGGCCACGCCAGUGCAUCCUACCGACCUGGAGGCUCACGGGACCCUGUUUGGACCAGGCCAAGCCACAAGGUUUUUCCCUAGUCCCGUCCAGGAAGGAGCCUGGGAAAACCAGGGCGGCUCCUUCCCCAGCCAGGACCCUGUGCUGGGGCUGAGGGAGCCCGCCCGGCCAGAGCGGGACAUGGGCGAGCUCAGCCCCGCGGUGGCCCAGGAGGAGACCCCGCCGGGGGACUGGCUCUUUGGGGGGGUCCGGUGGGGCUGGAAUUUCCGGUGUAAGCCCCCCGUGGGCCUGAACCCGAGGACUGGACCCGAGGGGGUGCCCUACACCUCCCCCGACAGCGGGGAGGCCGUGCUGGACUCCAGCCAGGCCCCGAGACCCUUCGGCGACCCCUGUAAAUACCCCGGCCGGACCAAGGGCUUCGGCCACAAGCCGGGCCUGAAGAAGCACCCCGCCGCCCCGCCGGGAGGGCGGCCCUUCACCUGCGCCACGUGCGGGAAGAGCUUCCAGCUACAGGUGAGCCUGAGCGCGCACCAGCGCAGCUGCGGGCCGCCCGAGGGGGCGCCGGGGGCGGCGGGCGGCGGCGCGCGGGACGGCAGCGCGCUGCGAGCGGAGACACUGAGGCACAGACACCUGGCGGCGACCCGGCCGGCCUGCCCCAAGGUCACGUAG